Messenger RNA from Daphnia pulex (common water flea), 1351 nucleotides. RefSeq names its product trypsin alpha-3-like. The record is from RefSeq and is a predicted model, not a curated record. Lineage: Eukaryota; Metazoa; Arthropoda; Branchiopoda; Diplostraca; Daphniidae. Gene Ontology annotation, biological process: proteolysis. Gene Ontology annotation, molecular function: serine-type endopeptidase activity. The transcript is spliced from 8 exons. Bases 530 to 1186 code for a protein of 218 amino acids.
UUAGGAUACCUAACCAUAUCAUCAGAACAACUGUGAGAAAAUUUCGUAUAAAAAAGCUCAUUUUAUUAACGUGAUCAUCAGUUGAGAGCCAUCGCUAUUACUUGACACUCGUCCCGCUCAGCAAUAUACGUCGUCCACGAUGCGCUUCACUUUAUCGGCCCUCAGCUUUUUUGUUCUCGUUGGGUUCGUGCAUUCCAAUUCACUUCCGAACCUAUUUCAACGUAACAGUGCUGAUCAGCCGACCAUUUCAAUCGUCGGUUGAGUCCCGGCGGCCGCUGGUGAAUUUCCUUAUUUGACUGUUUUGAGCUUGGGCCAAUACCUUUGUGGUGGAUCCCUGAUUGGACAGUCCCACAUCCUGACUGCGGCUCAUUGCGUUGAAAGUUUUACUGCCGCUGACGUGAGCACAUUCUUUGCGGACAUCAACACGUUGUCAAUCAACGGCGGCGGAACUGGCUCUGUCUUUAGGGGAGUGAAGAAAUUCAUCAUUCAUCCCUCAUACAAUGCCAACACACAAGAUAACGAUGUCGCUAUGCUGAUAUUGAAUUCGCCAGUUACAACUGUCAAGUUUGUUGCUCUACCAUCUGAUAACGCAACAACUCUUGCUCCAACCACUUUAAAAACAACAACAACGUUGAAGUCUAACGCAACAACUGCCAAACUCACUACUACAACUCCUAAACCCACAACAACGACUCCUAAGCCAACCACAGCCAAAACUGUGACGACGGUCAAAGCAACGGUAUCCACCACCAAAAUGCCUUGCUCGUGUACGUGUGCACCAACUACCAAACCUGUGGUCGUCAACGGAAAAACCACCAAAAAACCUGCACUUCUAAGAGCUUUCAGUACUUAUUCGAAUCAGUUGGCCACCGUUGCCGGAUGGGGAACAACAUCUUCAGGAGGAAGCCUUUCGAGCGUACUGCUGAAAGCAAACGUCACUAUUCAAGACAAUACAGUUUGCGCUUCGCAAUACGGAAAUUUCGUUGGCGCUGACAUGUUGUGCGCCUCUGCUCCUGGUAAAGAUACCUGCCAGGGUGACAGUGGUGGCCCGAUCCUUGUUAACGGAGUCCAAGUUGGCAUCACCUCCUUCGGCAAUGGAUGUGCUGAUCCUAAAUAUGCCGGUGUCUACACCAGAGUCUCGACUUACCUUGGCUGGAUUCAGACCACCAUGGCCAAUAAUCCAUAAAAAUAAUUGGCUAUAGACACUGUCAUUAUGUUCGUUUUAGACAACUGAACGGUUCAACUAUCGGUCCAUCGGUUGCCAAAAUGUUUAUGGAUUUCAUAUGUUACGGGAUUUUUUAUUACUGCCUGGGAAUAAAAUAAAGCAUAAUACAUUUUAUUGGUCGAAUAA